UUACAUAUUGCCAAAAAGAGUUGAGAGCUCUUUACUAAACCUGCUCUUAGUCGUACGACUGAACGUACUUAUAUAAUAAGUAGUAGACAAGCUGACACAAGGCAGGCGAAUUUUCGUUACAGUACAAAGUACUUAAAGUUCUGUAUACUUGUUAUCUAGCUAGAAUGGUAUCUGGUGAGGGAAUAUCGGGAAGAUUGGAAUGGAAGAUCAAUGUGUCUAAUGGGACGACGAAGGUUUUAGAGCCGGAAAGAGGGAUAGCAGCAAGGAUAUGGCAGAAGUUACAUAGUAUGAUUGUUAUGAAGACAUGGAAGUUUUUGGUGGAUUCAUGGAAUAUAGGUGUUGCUGAUCCUAAGAAGUUUGUUCAUUGUCUAAAAGUGGGACUUGCACUUUCUGUUGUGUCUCUUCUGUAUUAUAUGAGGCCUUUAUACGAUGGUGUUGGUAAAAAUGCAAUGUGGGCCAUUAUGACUGUGGUUGUGGUUUGUGAAUAUACUGUAGGAUCAACUAUAUACAAAAGCGUCAACAGAGCUGUUGCGACUGUUGUUGCAGGAUCAUUAGGAGUUGGGAUCCAUUGGAUAGCAAAUCAAUGUGAUAAACAAUAUCAGCCUAUUUUCCUUGGAGCUUCGGUGUUUAUUUUUGCUUCAACUGCCACCUUUACUCGUUUCAUUCCCACAGUGAAGGCUCGAUUUGAUUAUGGUGCCAUGAUCUUCAUCCUCACCUUCAGCCUAGUCUCAAUCUCAGGCUAUCGCGUGGAAGAUUUGAUCAUGAUGGCUCACCAAAGGGUAAGCACAAUUGCAAUUGGAGUCUCCCUCUGCAUCCUCAUAAGUAUGCUGCUAUGGCCUGUUUGGGCAGGCGACCAGCUUCACAAUCAAACUAUUAGCAACCUCGAAAAACUUGCCAAUUCCUUAGAAGGUUAUAUAGCCGAGUACUUCAGCAAUGAAGAAACUGCAAAGAUCCCUAAGGAUGAUGUGACCAAAAAGCUGCAGGGAUACAAGUGUGUGCUGAACUCAAAGGCAUCUGAGGAUUCUAUGGUGAAUUUUGCAAUAUGGGAGCCAGCACAUGGACGUUUCUACUUUGGUUAUCCAUGGAAGCAGUACCAAAAAAUUGGUGCAGCAGCACGCAGCUGUGCUUAUUGCAUUGAUAAUCUAAACAGUUGCAUUGACUCUGAAAUGCAGGCACCUGAGUUGUUGAAGCAACAUAUCACAGAGAGAUGCACAAAGUUAAGCCUGUUCUGUUCAGAGGUGCUGAAAGAAUUAGCCACAACAAUCAAGACAAGGAAAAGAUCAUCCAGUAUCGAUUUCUUAGUUGACAAAAUGAUCUUUGGAGUAGAGGAAUUCCAAAAUGAUCUUAAAUCCCUUCCUUGUGAUAUUGUUCUUUCAUUGACAACAGCUGAAAACUCUACUGACAGUAAUGGUGAGAAGCUAGAGACCCCAAACCAAGCAACUAUGUUGGAGGUAUUGCCAUUAGGUAUGCUAGUGACUUUGCUGAUCGAAAUUGUAGCCAGAAUUGAAGAAGUUGUCAAAGAAGUUGAUAAUUUAGCAAACAUGGCAGAAUUCAAGAUCCAGAAAGAAAAGAAAUUACAAGAGAUUCCGAAUGAGAAUAAGCAAACAAACACCCAAGGCCAAGAAAUAAUGAAGGCCAUUGAAGAGGUCUAAACUUUUGACAGUCAUUGACCAAGAACAUUUGAUUUGCUUACUUCAUGUAGAGAUCAUCUGGUCGUAAUAUACCAUGUGUUCAGUGCACCAGACAUUCCCGAUCUAUAAUUUCGACAUCUUGUAUGUCUGAAAUCUUCAACAUGCUACCAAUCAUCUACCAGAAUACAUGCAGAUAUAGAUCAUUCUAGAGCUUUUCUUGUUUGCAUGCAUGCACCCAGCUCAUGGUUUGAAUUGAAUAUCACAAAAUCUUGUCAAAAAAAGAAAGGUUACCUUCCAAGAGAUUUAGGCUGAGAAAACUCCCAAGUUGACGGUUAUGUGUAUAAUUUCUCAAACACAAAUAUAUUGUAUCUCCUAACAAUUAUCUACCAUCAUCCAUACUUGAAAAAUCUACAAAAAA
This is a messenger RNA of Chenopodium quinoa (quinoa), 2049 nucleotides long. RefSeq names its product aluminum-activated malate transporter 10-like. Gene Ontology annotation, cellular component: plant-type vacuole membrane. Gene Ontology annotation, biological process: malate transport. The coding region runs from base 165 to 1652 and encodes 495 amino acids. Lineage: Eukaryota; Viridiplantae; Streptophyta; Magnoliopsida; Caryophyllales; Amaranthaceae. The record is from RefSeq and is a predicted model, not a curated record. The transcript has 6 exons.